This is a messenger RNA of Symbiodinium sp. CCMP2456, 217 nucleotides long. Lineage: Eukaryota; Dinophyceae; Suessiales; Symbiodiniaceae. The record is from the annotation of a GenBank genome assembly.
GUACACGCUUACCACCGACCGCCCUCGGAUGGAGGCUUUCCGCCGUGCCAUCGCGCAGUUCGCAGCUGGGCGCGUCCUGGAGAUCGGUUGUGGCCCCUGGACGCCGUUGGUAGAGCUUUGCUUGCAGAACGGCGCCUCCAAGGUUCUAGCCUUGGAGGCCUCCAAGGACCACGCCGAGGCCGCACGGCAGCGGCUCCAGAGCCAGGGCUACGCCGAG